GCAUUUCCCACAAACCAAAUAAUAUAAUACGCCCGUAUAAAUAAUCGAUAUAUUGCGCGCGCAGAUCAGUCGACAUCCUAUGCCCACUCAGACUUGAAACUGAACAACUGAAAACAUCGUCAGCUGGUUAAAAUAAAAAGGUGAACCAUUUUGCCUCUACAAUAAAGUGUAUCAGACAGAAUGCCGGGAGCAAGGCACAAAAUUUUGGGGCAUGUGCUCUCUGGCUUUUGCCAUAAAAUGAAUCGACGUAAAUCAAUUCAUGGAGAUUCUUUAGACACGCCGCUGAAUCGUUGUCUCACUACUUUUGAUAUCACUUUGUUAGGGGUGGGACACAUGGUCGGUGCUGGUAUUUAUGUGUUAACGGGGACAGUUGCGCGGCACAUGGCAGGCCCGGCGACAGCCCUGAGUUUCUUAUUCGCUGGCAUCACGUCAACCCUCGCGGCUCUGUGCUACGCUGAAUUCGGCACUAGAAUACCCCGCGCUGGAAGUGCAUACGCCUACACUUAUGUCAGCAUUGGAGAGUUUUGGGCUUUUAUAAUAGGAUGGAACAUCGUUCUUGAGUACAUGAUAGGUGCUGCUUCGGUAGCGAGGGCAUGGUCAGGAUAUUUGGACGAAAUGGUAGGCGGAGCGAUUAGCAACGCCACUAUUUCAGUAACAGGAGAAUUACACGAAACCCUUCUGAGUCGAUAUCCUGAUGUUUUAGCUUUCGUCAUUUGUAUAGUUGCAUCACUUAUAUUGGCAGUCGGUGUUAAAACCUCUGCAUACAUAAAUAAUGGUCUGACAAUCUUGAAUCUUCUCGUGAUAACACUAGUUAUAUUUCUUGGGUUUUACUAUGCCGAUAUCAGUAACUGGUCUGAGAAAAACGGAGGUUUUAUGCCGUACGGCUUUAGUGGCGUACUAGCUGGCGCUGCGACUUGCUUUUAUGCAUUUGUUGGUUUCGAUAGCAUUUCUGCGUCCAGUGAAGAGGCAAAGGAUCCGUCGCGAUCGAUUCCGAUCGCAACUAUUAUGUCGAUGGGUUUGGUCGCUGUGGGAUAUAUUCUUGUUGCUAUAGCUUUGACACUUAUGGUACCUUAUCAAACUAUUAACCCUGACGCUGCUCUACCGGCUGCUUUGGGUGCUGUUCACGCCGAGUGGGCUAAGUAUGCGGUGGCAGUUGGAGCGGUGUGUGGGAUGACGACUACAUUGCUAGGAUCGUUGUUUUCUUUGCCCCGCUGCUUGUAUGCUAUGUCUGUUGACGGCUUGUUGUUUGGUUUCCUCAGCGAUAUGAGCAACAAUAAGUCUCAAAUUCCGAUAUCUAAUCUCAUUAUAUCUGGCUUUUCUUCCGCACUAAUAGCUUUGUUGUUCGAUUUGGAAAAAUUGGUCGAGUUUAUGUCGAUAGGAACUUUGUUAGCGUACACUAUUGUAAGUGCCGCUGUGAUCAUCCUCCGCUACCGGCCGACUCCGACGAUAGAAGACAAAAGUUUUUGCGUGCCGCAAUUAGACUCGCCGUGUGAUCGAGAGGAUAGCUCCGCGACGGGUACUCCCGGAACUGAUAAUGGAUCUUCAUCUUCUGAGAUGUUCGAGGCGCUGACAGUGGGUCGCUUGCGUGCUCAGUACGCGUGGCUGGAGCCGCUGGCGGGAGGGCGCGCACCUGGCAGCGCGGUCACCGCCUGCGUCUACGUCUUUACUAUCGCCGCCGCCGCGCUCUGUGUACACAAUCAUUUCCUAGCCGAGCCCGCAGGGCUGUGGGCGAUACUACCCGAUGUUGUGCUCAGCUGUAUUAUUAUCGCUUGUCUGGUGGUGAUCUGGGCGCACCAGCAGAGCCCCGCGCGGCUGCCGUUCCGUGUGCCCUGGGUGCCGCUGUUGCCCGCCGCCAGCGUUCUGCUUAAUGUCGAGCUCAUGGUCAACCUCAAGGGUCUCACCUGGGCACGCUUCGCUAUUUGGAUGACUUUCGGUCUUCUCCUGUACUUCCUGUACGGCAUCCACCACAGCAAGCUGGGUGAGGGCGUGGGGCUGCUGUCUCGGUCGGGCAGCGGGGGCGGCGGCGGCAGCGCACGCGGGUGGGGCGCCGUCGACAAGACCAGUGCCAUCGCGCGCCGCGUCGGCCGCCUCGCGCGCGGCUCCAAGGGCGACGACCGUAAGCCCAUCAUCUGCGACGACGAACUCGCCAGGCGGGAUCCGUGAUUUUAAAUUAUAUCACCGUUAUACGGUCAUUUCUACAUCAAUUCAGUUUGCACAUGUUCGGUGUCUGUGACAAAGCUUUCGACAAACCCAAUUCUAUAUCGUAACAACAUACUAACGUUAAAUUCAAUACAUAGUGGUCAUUCAAGAAUUUUACAUUAACAUUAGGAAUGUUGUAAUUUCGUGGAAUUGUGAAGUAAAAGUUUUUCGGGAAACAUUGUAAUUUACGAGUUUCAGUUUUAAAUGUGCCAUUUUAUUC
Papilio machaon (common yellow swallowtail) is the source of this 2419-nucleotide messenger RNA. Its product is annotated as cationic amino acid transporter 4. The record is from RefSeq and is a predicted model, not a curated record. Gene Ontology annotation, molecular function: amino acid transmembrane transporter activity. Gene Ontology annotation, cellular component: plasma membrane. Lineage: Eukaryota; Metazoa; Arthropoda; Insecta; Lepidoptera; Papilionidae. Gene Ontology annotation, biological process: amino acid transport; transmembrane transport. The transcript is spliced from 7 exons. Bases 181 to 2163 code for a protein of 660 amino acids.